UUAGAUCGUUUCGAUCAACUGCCAUUCAAUUCAAUUUGUGAGUUGUCGAAAGAACGGUUUAUGAAGUUAAUUGGAAACAUUAAUGUAAGCGCUACAAAGUCUUAUUUGUUUAAUAUUACACACGAGUGGAUGAACCAUCAUCAUGAUUUUACAGUUCCUUUUAAUAUCAUUGAGAAUAAGAAAGCAAAAAUGCUGUUACCUUGUAUUAUAUCCUGUGAACAUAAUAAUGGUGAACAAUAUAUUCAUUGCUGGGACGGUAAUGAUUUUUUUGAGCUAACCUCAUUCGAUUAUCCUCCAGAUAUUAUCGAACGUUGUUCCAAGACUGGUAAAUCUCUUGAAGGAAUGCAGAUUACUGGCAAAGGAUACGAUUUGUAUCUUUGUGGCGGAGAAUAUGGUAUUGAUUCAGGAAUAUUUAACAAAAAUAUAUGGCGUUAUUCUUUGAUAUCUAAGAAAUGGAUUCUUGAGACAGAGAUGCCAGUUGAGAGAAAACAUAUGAUUACUGUGUGUUUGAAAAACAAAUUGCUGCUUGUAGGCGGUGUGGGACGGAAUAAACAAAAACUGAAGACUUUUGAUAUCUAUGAUAUUUAUACAGGUAAUUUUAAUAGUGCAAUUAAUUAUUAUUUUCCUGAUAAGAAUGUAUGGAAAUACAGACCCGACCCUCAUCCUUUUUAUUCAAGUUUUGUACCAUCUGUCGAUGUGCCAAUUCUGACGCUUCAAAUUAUGCUAUACAUUGAGUUCACAUUAGUAUGUUUUGCAGAUGUUAUUGACCAAGAGGAGAUGGCUUUAAAAACGAUCACAGAUACAUGCAACGUGAAAGGUUGUAAUCGUAUAAUGCAAACUUUACUUUGCUCAAAAUAUGCAAGAUACGAGAGAUACGAAGAGAUAAUAGACCCAGAACUUCGUUACUGCUUAUUUUGUAAAAUAUAUGGAUAUUCCUUCGUUGAAUCUCCACCCUUUUGCGAAU
This is a messenger RNA of Temnothorax curvispinosus, 964 nucleotides long. RefSeq lists its product as uncharacterized. The record is from RefSeq and is a predicted model, not a curated record. Lineage: Eukaryota; Metazoa; Arthropoda; Insecta; Hymenoptera; Formicidae. The transcript has 6 exons. Gene Ontology annotation, molecular function: protein binding. The annotation marks the transcript as partial.